Molecule: messenger RNA, 3816 nt
Organism: Wasmannia auropunctata (little fire ant)
Lineage: Eukaryota; Metazoa; Arthropoda; Insecta; Hymenoptera; Formicidae
Product: GATA-binding factor A-like
Exons: 8
Coding region: 734-3541 (935 amino acids)
Biological process (GO): cell fate commitment; positive regulation of transcription by RNA polymerase II; negative regulation of transcription by RNA polymerase II
Molecular function (GO): zinc ion binding; DNA-binding transcription factor activity, RNA polymerase II-specific; RNA polymerase II cis-regulatory region sequence-specific DNA binding
Source: RefSeq, a predicted model, not a curated record
CUCACUCACUCUGUCUCUUUUUCUCUGUUCUAUUUUACUCUAUUCCUUCUCUCUCUUUCUCUUUUUCUCUCUCCCUUGCUCUUUGCAACUCGUUCCCGUCCUACUCUUCGACCUAUUCGCUCCCCUCUUCGUCUUUCCUUGUCUGUGCGAUCGUUCUCGCGGUAUCUUCGUCUCGCCUUCGUUCACUCGGGCAGCUCGCUAGCAAACUCGCAUCGCCUCGGCUAUCCGCGGAGCCGCAGUUGCUCGCUUAUUUUCCGUCUCUUUCUCUCAUUCAUUCUCCUGUCUCUUUUCCCCUUUUGUUUUACCGUCUUUUCUAGCUCUGUUCCUCUACCUCUCAUUCCAUCUCUUUUUCUCCUCUUGCUCCGUUUGCUCUAUGUACAUAAUAUACACGAGCCUCGAGCUCCCGAUCAUAGAGCAGUGGCGCGAGUUCUCGUACAGCCAGCAAAAGUCCGGAUCUUAAUUUUCGUCUUUUCGCCGAUCGCGGUGUACACAAAGCAUCAAUCGCUCUCCUGAUCUUUCUUCCGUGUGCAGCAACAAAAGGACAACACGUGAUCCUUCGUAGGUGAGAAUGUUGUAGCUGCAGUCCGCAUCCCCGCCGAGUAAAGUGCCAAGUCUUUCUUAUAGUGCGAAUUCCAGAUUGAAAAGCAGCUGUCAAACAAAAAACGAGAAGGAUAACGCAACGAAGGAUAAACGCACCAAGUGAUUUCAAGAAAAUCGAGAAUAAUAUCACGAGAUGAAGAGGAGGAGCGACGACGAUGGCAAAUCUGUGACCAAGUAUCGGCACCGCCAAUACGUCUUGAUCGGAUAUGUCGGGGCCACGGAAUCAGCGUCGCAGUCCACCAGAGAGGCAAUCGUCAAGCAGGAGGAAGGGGUCAAAGCAGUGGCGACGACGGCGAUAAAGAGCGAGGACGUCAUCGAGCACGAAGUCGGCCAGGAGCAGCAACAGCAGCAACAGCUGGCGUUUGCGACCGGGGAGACUGAAGAGGAGGACAGCGGUGUGGGCGUGCUGGAGGCGGGACAACCGGAAAUGGAAAAUGGCGCCAUGGUUGAGCCAACCGGUGCCGAAGCAGUCGCUAUUGCGGUCGCCGCCGUCGCCGCUGCUACCGACGAUCAUGCCAACGAGGAUCCCAACACCACUUAUACCCUUCAUGAGCUUGACUAUCAUCCCACACACAUAAUCCAUGAGAGUUUCGGGAGCGGUGAUAUGAGGGAGGAGGAGCAGCAGGAGCAGCAGCAACAGCAGCAGCAGCAGCAGCAGCAAUCGCAGCAGCAGCAGCAGCAGCAGCAACAACAACAAAUUUCACAGUCUCCCCACCAAUCGCACCACCAACAACAGCAUGACGCACACCACCACUAUCAUCAACAGCAGCCGCCGCAACACCAACAGGCACAACAGUAUGUUCAACUUGGGGCGAGAGAGGUCCCGAUUCCCGAGGGAGGGGAUAACCGGCAUCCGACGGAGGCCUCCAUCGCGCCGGAGGGACGCCGCACCGACAGUCACAUGCCUCACUCCACGAUGCAUCGUUACGGCACCGAGACACUCUCACCAACCACGACGGAUCAGCAUCAUCAUCAGCAACAGCAGCAUCAUCACCAUUUAUCCGAGGUACAUCAGCAUACCGCUCUAUCAUCCGUUGCCCACCGUCAUCUCGAGGAUCCGCAGCAACAUCAUCAAGAAACUGACGAGGACGUGGAUCGAGGGGUGAGCAGCAUCACCGCAGCCAUGAGAGGUGCACGGGGUGAUUAUUUAGGUGUACUCUUCCCGAAUCUCACUUCGUCGAGCACUACGUCUAGCAACAGUGGCAGCAAUCAUCAUCAUCAUCAUACAUCACAUCACUUGGAAGAUGUAUUGUCCGAGGAGCCUUAUCUGCAACAUCAGAUCCGCGCCGGUGGAGCUGCCCCGACCGGUGGCGGUUCUCCAUCGGUGAGGACCGUCGGUGGCUCUCCGACUUCCAGCCAUAGUCCACACGACGAUCAGGGUCUGUCAUCGCCGCAUCGCCAAGCCCAGGAGACCGGUUACAGUCCCACUGAUCAGGGCAGAUUGCAAUCUUUUACGCAUCUUACGGCUAUGCAACCACCGUCGGUGCAGAACAAUCACGGAUUGCAGGAAGCCGAGCGCGUGUCCGAUCAGCUAUAUAUUGACUCGAUCUACACACAUCACGCCUCCGGUACUCCCCAUCAUCAUCAGGAUCAACACGAUCAAGGCCCCUCCGCGCCGCAUUCGCCCAGCGGCCCGCUCUCCAGUUCGUCAUUGUAUCGGCCAAUGAGUAGCGUGAGCGCGAUGAGUUCCGCAACUGGAACCGGAGGAACUUAUCCUUCCCUUCCUUACAUGGGUAGUCCUACGGAAUUGACGUCGUCGCCUCAACUUUGGAACGCCCAAGUUACAGGUCUGAACACUGGACUUUCCAUUUCUGAGGAUUAUGGCAGCAAAUCUUCGGGCACAGUAUCUCAUCAAUCUUUACCGGCGUUUUCGCAACCUUUCGGAGCUCGAUCAAGUUUCCGCGGGUACAGUCCGCCGUAUUCGUCCUCUCAGCAGAAUACCACCGGCACCGCCGCUGUCUCCGCCGUAGAAGCUACUUCUUGGACGUAUGCAUCACCUACAACCGAUGCAUUAACGACACAAUAUGGUACACCGUCGAGACGACAGACUGUUAAUCCGGCGACGGCACCGACGCAAAUUAGCGCCGCCGCAAGUUUAACUGCAAUGCACAGCAUCGAAGCAGAGUACUUUACGGAGGGCCGCGAGUGCGUGAAUUGCGGCGCGAUUUCCACACCGUUAUGGCGUAGAGAUGGUACCGGGCAUUACCUCUGCAACGCAUGCGGUCUCUACCAUAAGAUGAACGGAAUGAAUCGUCCAUUAGUUAAACAGCCACGUCGCCUGUCUGCCACGAGACGCGUCGGUCUCUCUUGCAGCAACUGCGAAACCACGAUGACGUCUCUGUGGCGUCGUAACGCACACGGUGAACCGGUGUGCAACGCCUGCGGUCUUUAUUUCAAGCUGCACGGCGUCAACAGGCCAUCGACUAUGAAGAAAGACAGCAUUCAAACGCGCAAGCGGAAGCCUAAGGGUGGAAUGAAAAGCAGUGAUACGCCCCUCUCGGGCAAUGUUGCGCAAUGCACGAACAACAAUAACAACAACAACAAUACCGUUAAGCUUGAACCAGACACCUAUAGCGAUCUGAGGAUGGCUCAUACUGGCGUGUCGCAAGUGACAUAUCCAAGCAGUCUCUACAGUAGUUCUCAAUCUUCGAGCAGGAUGAUACCCUAUCAGCCCGUGUAUUAUGAUCUGAUCACUUCGCAGCAACAGCAACAGCAACACCAACUGUUGGAGACCCAUUCGCCGAAGACCGAAUGUCCAUCUCCACCUUGCGCCACGCGCUCACCUGGAAUGGUCUCGGUUGGUCAGUCGCCUGAUCAUCAUCACCUCACUUCGCCACAUAUCGUCACUCUAGGCAGUCCGUCGACCAGUCCAGCCGGAUCUAAAAUUAUGCUGGACAAUGGUCAUCUCGAGAGAUCUACGGUUGUGUCGAUAUCAUCCUAAACGCAGUCCGGAAAGCCGGAAAGAUGACCAAUUGUUAAGGCAGGCAAUAAAUAAAAAAUAACUUAGUAACCAAGUAAGUGCCUGUCAAGUAAAAGACCUGGGUUUGAUUCCCGCUUUUUACUUUUUAACCAACGAGAGAGACGAACAAUCUCGCUGAUCUUACUUUCCUGUGCGCAUAUUGUGAUACGCAAAAUUGAAAGUUAUAUAUCUUUUAUAACAAAAGUGUGAAAAUAUGAAAGCAGCGCUGUUGUUGUAAAUAAGAAUUUUAGGAUAUU